This is a messenger RNA of Triplophysa rosa, 1828 nucleotides long. RefSeq names its product ACD shelterin complex subunit and telomerase recruitment factor (gene acd). Gene Ontology annotation, biological process: telomere maintenance via telomerase; telomere capping. The transcript is spliced from 13 exons. Gene Ontology annotation, cellular component: telomerase holoenzyme complex; chromosome, telomeric region; shelterin complex. The coding region runs from base 237 to 1742 and encodes 501 amino acids. The record is from RefSeq and is a predicted model, not a curated record. Gene Ontology annotation, molecular function: telomeric repeat DNA binding. NCBI's taxonomy places the organism in Eukaryota, Metazoa, Chordata, Actinopteri, Cypriniformes, Nemacheilidae.
GUCCGGUUCCUUUUUCUGUACGGAACAAAAACAUUGCAUCAAUAAGAGAGGCGCGAAGAGUGCAAGCCGAUAACCCGUUUACACUAGAGGAAAGUUACAGAUAAACAGAUUUACCUAUGAGUCCACCAAAAAUGAAACGUCGCCGAAUGGCGGAGGUGGAGCCGUGGAUCGAGAAUCUCAUUAAAAACUACGGCGAAAGCCCGGGUUAAAAGGCUGUCAAGGCUCAUGUCGUCGGCAUGUGUGAUUUGUCAGAGUCGCAGCGGAGGGAGAGCACAGAUGCCUGUAUGAUAUUCCUGUCCGACGGGAGCACGCGCAUUCCCGCGGCGCUGAGCGGAGCCGCGUGGGAGCGUCUGCAGGAGUCGGAGGAGAAAGAGUCCUUUUCAGACCUGCUAAAUGCUGUUGUGUUUGUGCGCAACUUCAAACUGGAGUUUGACAUGAAAACUGAACUGGGAUUGUGCCAGUUUUACUUAAAGGUUGAUCAGAUCACUACCGUAUGCAUUGCUUCCAAACACUACAACCCCCCCAGCUGUCUUUGUUGUUUUAUUUUCUUGUCUUUCAGUACAUUACUUCCAUCAGUUAGAGAGAAGAUUAUAAAGACAUGGAGAUCUUGCAGGGAGAGUUCAGUCAAUUCACUUAGCUCAGCAUCUGGGGUCUCUCUAUCCUCUCUGUUGGGGGCGUGGCACAGUGACAUUAUAAUAAAUAUUCUGAAUGAUGCAAUGGAGAAAAUAACAAUGUCUGCAACAUGUUGUCCAAGUGUGGCCACACCCACUCACUGGCAUGGAGAGAGACUUCGCUGGAAGGGACAGGAGCAGUUCAUUGUCCCCGUGCCUUUCCUUCUCAUCUCAGAGGAGCAGAGGGAGCUGAUGACAGCUGAUCCCAGUGCCGAUUGCAAAAAUGAGAAUGCGAAUGCCCCUGCUCCGCCCCAUGAAGAAUCGCAUCAGGCUGGCACGUCAACACCAGACCAAACGCUGGCUGCUCAGGACUUGAUCAGUGGUUCAAGUCCAAAUGAAGGACAGUGUACCCUGGAACACACAAGACUGGAGGUUUUGUGUGGAACAGGGGAGAUAUCUGGGGAUGGAGAAAGCCCUUGGGAUAUGUUCACUCCAGCGCCAGAUCUUUUAGGCCUGGAGCCCCAUUCUCAGACAGAAAGCCAAACAGUUUUAAAAGAAGUCACCCCAUUUCCUUUAGCAACAAGCACCCAAUUCCAGAACACAAAGCAAGUUUCAGAAGGGGUGUCCGAGGAUGGCAUUACACUAGCUCAGAGACCACAGCCAACCCAGAUCAGCCCAUCCCACGUAAGUGGCGGGUCCUGCAGAGACCCUAGUCAAGAGCAUGAUAAACAACAUUCAUCAAGUCCCCCCUCAUGGAUCGUCGAGAGCACAGACCCACUGUCUAAAAACUGUUUCUUAUUGGCUCCACCCACCAAGCCAAACUCACUGGCCCCACCCACCAAACCGAAAAACGUGCAUUCAGAUGGAAGGCCUUUUUCGUAUUUGUAUCAUCCUGACCCUCAGGUGGCCACAGCCCUCAGUCAUUUACAGUGUGUGUGUGUGUGCGCGCGCGCGCGCGCGUGCGUGUGUGUAGAAUCCCAGGACAGCUUAUACAGUGGGCGGUGCGUUAUCUUGGGACCUCUAACUCUGCAGAUGUCAACGCGGGAGCUGAUUCUUAAGUCAUUGCCUGUUACCUCAAAUUACAUUAUAUUUUUGUUAAAAGAAAAAAUUCAACUUGGAAUGCAUUUUUAAAAUAAUAUCCAUUGUCUGUGGAUACUGUUGUUUUUUACAGUAAGUGAAUGUAACAGUGUAUUAUUUGUAAUAAAUGUUCAUAUUGA